Ostreococcus tauri is the source of this 2049-nucleotide messenger RNA. RefSeq names its product L-aspartate oxidase. The coding region runs from base 1 to 2049 and encodes 682 amino acids. The record is from RefSeq and is a predicted model, not a curated record. Gene Ontology annotation, biological process: NAD+ biosynthetic process. Gene Ontology annotation, molecular function: L-aspartate oxidase activity. The transcript has a single exon. NCBI's taxonomy places the organism in Eukaryota, Viridiplantae, Chlorophyta, Mamiellophyceae, Mamiellales, Bathycoccaceae.
AUGGCGAUCGUGCGCUCGCCGGUGGGGUCGAUAUCGACCCCGCGUCGACGUCGUCCCGCGGGUUGGGUCGUGCGCGGGGGGGCGGCGCGAUCGAGGGCGGCGAUGGGGUCGGUUUGGGGGCGCUCGGGGGGAGAUCCGAGACGCGACGGGACGGCGACGCGGGCGGUGCGCGCGCCGUCGGUGGACGAGGACGCGAACGGGGUGAAUGACGUCGCGCGUGCGCGGGAUGACGUCGAGUGGGGAAGUCGAGAGCGAGCGAGCGCGUCGGGACAGGCGACGCGCGCGGCGAUGCGCGCGGUGAAGGCGCGCGGCGGGACUGGACGCGCGCGGGCGCGCGGGGCGGAUGAGGCGCGGCGAGUGGAUUUCUGCGUCAUCGGAAGCGGGAUCGCGGGGUUAUCCUACGCCCUGGAUGCCGCCGAAUUGGGCGAAGUCGCGGUCGUGACCAAGGCCCGGGCGUUCGACGCGUCGACGUCGUACGCGCAAGGGGGGAUCAGCGCGGUGGUGGAUAAGCUGGACUCGGUGGAGGAACACGUCAAGGACACGUGCGUGGCGGGUGGGUUUCUAUGCGACGAGAGCGCGGUUCGUGCGAUGGUUGAGGAUUCGAAAGAAGCGGUGGAGCAUCUCAUCGCUCGAGGGACGAAGUUCACUCGAGACGAGCGCGGAGAGUUGCACUUGGCGAGAGAGGGCGGGCACAGCCGUCAUCGCAUCGUGCACGCGGACGACAUGACAGGCAAAGAGAUCGAGCGCGCCCUGCUCGAGGCGGCCAAGGCGCAUCCGAAUAUCACAUUCUACGAGUACCACUUCGCGAUGGAACUCUUGCGAACGCGAGACGGUGAGCGAUGCGCGGGCGCGCUCGUCGUGGACGAGACGCGAGGGACGACCAAGACGUUCGUCGCCUCCACCACCGUGCUCGCGUGUGGAGGCGCCGGGCACUUGUUUCCCAGCACGACCAAUCCAAUGGUGUGCACGGGCGACGGCAUCGCCAUGGCCACCCGCGCCGGAGUCACCGUGGCGAACAUGGAGUUCAUGCAGUUUCAUCCGACGGCGCUCUACACGGGCGUCGGCGGCGCCGCAAAGCUCUCGCCGAACGAGAACGCAUUCUUGAUCACCGAGGCCGUGCGCGGACACGGUGGACGACUGUACAACGUUCACGGCGAACGAUUUAUGUCUAGGUACGACGAACGCGAGGAGCUUGCGCCUCGGGACGUCGUUGCUCGGAGCAUCGACAGCGAGAUGAAGCGCACCGAGUCUCCAUGCGUCUUUCUGGACAUCACGCACGUCGACCCCGACGAAGUCCGUCUGAAUUUCCCAGGUGUUGCCGCGGAGCUCGAUCGACGAGGGUUGGACAUGACGACCGAACGCGUUCCCGUCGUUCCGGCGGCACAUUACAUGUGCGGUGGCGUUUCGACGAAUGAAAACGGCGAAACCUCCCUUCGCGGGUUGUUCGCGUGUGGUGAAGUCGCGUAUACCGGCGUACACGGUGCGAAUAGACUGGCGAGUAAUUCAUUGCUCGAGGGUAUCGUCUUCGCCCGCCGUGCCGUGCGAGCCGUGUCGAACGAGAUGGACGCCCUGCGAGAGGAACUUCCCGCGCUUGACGUCGACGAAGACGCUUUGUGCCAGUGGAUCGAGGAACACUGCAGAGAACUCGCGCGGGGCGCAGUUAUUAAAAAUUUUACGAGUGGUCACGAUACGUGGGAGAGAGAGUUGCGCCAUGAGAUUCAGAGAAUUAUGUGGAACGCGGCGGGCAUCGUGCGAACGACAGCGGAGAUGGAGCACGCGCUCGGUAGACUGAACGAAAUCGCAGUGAUGUGCGACGAGCGAGCGACCUCGAUGAAGGGCUACACAAUGGCGUUGGCCGAGAUCAGUAACUUACUCGUCGCUGGAAGGCUCAUGCUACGAUGCGCGCUGAUGCGCAAAGAGUCCAGAGGCUUGCAUUACACCCUCGAUCACCCCGACUCAGUCGAGGCGGAGAAGAGACCGACGUUGAUUUGUGAGGACAAGGAGAGCGCCGCGGAGGUGGCCCGCAUUCACGUGCCCUUACCGAGAUAG